GUCCGUCUGACGACCGACCAGGCGGCUAUUGCCAACUGAAUCUGCAGAACAGCGGACGCGGCUAAAAUAUACCGAAAAAAAUAAAAUAAGCUUACGAAUUCGAAUGUAAAUUAGUGUUGGACGUUCUGUGCUCACGAACUGUAUCGAGAUAGUAGUUAUAUAAAAAAAUAAAAAUGGCUCAACGCAUUUUCAAAAUUCUCUUAGUCUUUUGUUUUACCAUAAUCUGUCACAACGGAGAGGCUGCUGAGAAUGAUAAUACACCAACAAUACCGGAAUACUUGCUGCCAUGCAAGCGGAGCGAUGCCGAAUUGGAUUCUUGUAUCAAGAGGUCUUUCAACCAUCUCCGGCCAUACCUCGCCAGAGGGCUACCUGACUUGGAAGUACCUCCGGUAGAGCCCCUCUUCAUAGACCGGCUGAUGAUGGAAAACAACGCUGGUCCAGUUCGAGUGAGAGCGACUUUCAGCAACAUCACCGUGAUAGGACCGAGUAAUUAUACCGUGACGAAAAUCAGAUCAGAUUUGAAGAAGUUGCGAAUUGACAUGGGGCUGGUGUUACCCCGUAUAGAAGUCACCGGUCACUACGAGGUAUCUGGGCAGGUGCUUCUGUUCCCUGUGCGAUCCCAGGGCGACUUCUGGGCCUCAUUCAACGACGUGGUUGCUAUCGUCAAGAUUUUCGGCAAGGAAAUCGAGCGAGAGGCCGUGAAAUAUAUGACAGCUGAUCGCAUGCAAGUCGACUUUAAGCUUAAGAGCUCUCGUUUCAAGGUCAGAGAUACAGUCAAUCACGGAAGUGUUAUUGGAGAGGCGAUGAAUCAAUUCCUUAACAACAACGCCGCUGAGAUAAUCGAUGAAAUGAGACCGGCGGCGUCUGCGGCCAUUGCCAAGCACUUCCGCAUCUUUCUUAACGCUGCCUUCGAAAGAAUACCCAUCGACGCGUGGCUCAAGCCUUAAAACUGUGAGGUCAAACUUGACCUGGUACGAAUAUAUGUAUGAGGUACGAACAUUGCUGAUGUUUCUUUAUACAAUUAGUGAUGUACGUAUUGACCAGUGAAAUAAAUGACUGUGAAAAAUUAAAAUAUAAUAAUUGGUUAUGUUAAAUGUUGAUCAGAUUUCAAUAUGCCAUUUUUUAAAGAUUAUUUGAUGAUUUAAAUAAGCUUUACCAAAUCACUGUUUUACGCAUUGUUAAAAUAUCGACAAUACUGAGUGAUCAGUAACAGCACUGCCUGUUUAUUGGUUAAUAUAAUAUCAACUUUUGGAAUGUGACUUAGUUGAACUAUAAAAUUCCUUACGUCAAAAUUUGAAAAGUCAUUCUCAGGAAAAUAAACGAAUGAGAUAUGGCGACCGUGCUUACUUGUACUGGAUAACAGUAAGCUUUAUUAUUUAUUUAGUUAAGUAAGAUACUUAUACUUAAGGUAUUUGUAAAAUUGUAUUAAUAUAAUAUCGAUCUGAUUUAUUAUCAUAAAGGAUAAGAUAUUAUGAAUGUUAUGUGUUCAUAGAAAUAUGUGUCAAUGACAUUAGAAAGGAAUUAAACAAUUUGUAAAAAUUAA
Molecule: messenger RNA, 1543 nt
Organism: Vanessa atalanta (red admiral)
Lineage: Eukaryota; Metazoa; Arthropoda; Insecta; Lepidoptera; Nymphalidae
Exons: 5
Coding region: 174-947 (257 amino acids)
Source: RefSeq, a predicted model, not a curated record